GUCCGGGCCUGGGCCACGGAACCGUCGAGGGGGCGGGGACGACGCUGGGGGCCGGGCCCUGGGGCCUGUGGGGCUCCGGGGACCGGCCCGAGUAGUGCCUCUGGGAGCAGACUGAUGGCAUGCUGACUCCCAGACUCUGAGACACUGUUGCUUCUAUAGAGAUGUCACACCGAGGUGGUGAACGAGACUUCCAGACUUCAGCCCGGCGCAUGGGCACCUCUCUGCUUUUCCAGCUGUCAGUUCAUGAACGGGAGCUGGACCUGGUGUUUUUGGAUCAUAGCUAUGCCAAGCCAUGGAGUGCUCACCCAGAUGCCAGCAGUGCCCGCCCAACCCGCAUGCUCUUUGUCACCCCCAGGCGUCACCAGGAUAGUACCAUUGAGGCAGACAUCCCUAUCGAUGUGGAGACUGUUACGUCUACCCCAGUGCCACUCUAUGACAACCAGAAGGCACGAAGUGUGAUGAAUGAGUGUGAACGCCAUGUCAUCUUUGCCCGGACUGAUGCAGAUGCUCCACCCCCACCUGAGGACUGGGAAGAGCAUGUUAACAGGACUGGUUGGACAAUUGCUCAGAACAAACUUUUUAACAAGAUUCUCAAAGCCUUGCAAUCUGACCGGCUGGCCCGGCUAGCCAAUGAAGGGGCUUGCAAUGAGCCUGUGCUGCGACGAAUUGCUGUGGAUAAGUGUGCAAGGAGAGUUCGGCAGGCACUGGCGAGUGUGAGUUGGGACAUUAAACUUGUCCAGUGGUUGCAUACAACAUUGGUGGAAACCCUGAGCCUACCCAUGUUAGCAGCAUACCUUGAUGCUUUACAGACAUUGAAAGGGAAGAUACCAACCUUGAUUGACCGAAUGUUGAUGUCCUCCACCACAAAGACGGGUGCGGCAGGAGCUGAAGCCUUGUCUCUUCUACUUAAAAGGCCCUGGGAUCCUGCUGUAGGAGUGCUUUCUCAUAACAAACCAAGCAAACUUCCUGGAUCUCCACUGAUUCUCAUUGCCUCCUCUGGUCCCUCAAGCUCCAUGUUCCCUACCUCUCGAAGACACCGCUUUUGGCAGUCACAACUCUCCUGCUUGGGCAAGGUCAUCCCAAUUGCCACCCAUCUCCUAAACAAUGGGAGUGGAGUAGGAGUUCUUCAAUGUCUUGAGCACAUGAUUGGGGCUGUUCGAGGCAAAGUACUAGAGAUUCAUAAUCAUUUCCCCCACAAACCUAUCAUCUUAAUUGGCUGGAAUACCGGAGCCUUGGUGGCAUGUCAUGUGUCAGUGAUGGAGUAUGUCACUGCAGUUGUCUGCCUUGGAUUUCCUCUGCUUACAGUGGAUGGGCCCAGAGGGGAUGUGGAUGACCCUCUCCUGGACAUGAAGACUCCAGUUCUCUUUGUUAUUGGCCAAAACUCCCUACAGUGUCAUACUGAGGCCAUGGAGGACUUUCGGGAGAAGAUCCGUGCUGAUAACAGCAUGGUGGUAGUUGGAGGAGCUGAUGACAAUCUCAGAAUAAGCAAAGCAAAGAAGAAGUCAGAAGGUCUGACUCAGAGCAUGGUGGACAGAUGUGUCCAGGAUGAGAUUGCAGACUUUCUGACUGGUGUGCUCACUCGUGCUGAGGGCCACAGUGGCUCAGAGCCUCGAGAUCAGGAUGCUGAGAAGAAGAAGAAACCGCGUGAUUCAGCCCGCCGAGACUUAGCUUUUGAACUUCCUGAACGGGGAAGCAGGCCUACCUCUCCUUCUGCUAAGCUUCCUGCUUCACCUUCUGGGUCUGAGGAUCUGUCAAGUGUGUCUAGCAGCCCCACCUCUAGUCCCAAAACCAAAAUGGCUACAAUGACUUCUGCUCCUAAGUCUAGCCAAAUUGGCACUGCCCAGCUAUUGAAGAGACAUGUACAACGGACAGAAGCUGUCUUGACCCAUAAACAGGCUCAAGCGCAGUUUGCUGCUUUUCUGAAACAAAACAUGCUGGUGAGGAAAACUCUUCCUCCCGGCACCUCCUCCUGUCUCUUUGUUCCCAUCUCCUCAGAUCAAGCUGAGGAAGCUGACAAAGAAGACCUUCGGGGCCAGCUGAAACGUCAGCAUCCUCCCAGCCCCCCUCCAGGCAGCAAGGCUUCCAAGCGAGCCAAGAUCAAAGUAACCAUUGUCUCUCAUGGGGAUGGAACUAGUGGACCAAGUCUCCCAUCCCAAGGAGGAACCACAGAGGUUUCAGGAGGAAAGCCCAUUACUGUGACUCGUGGGCAAGCUGCUGUAGGUGCCAAGGAGCUAACAGGGCUGCUCACCACAACCAAAUCAAGUGCGGCUUCUGAAGCAGUGUCAGUGAACCCCGCUUCAUCCUCCAUUAUUCCCAACAGUACUGCUCCUAGUGCCUUUCACACUCUGCAGAGUCGCUUGGUGGCCAGUGGUGGUCACUGUGUGGCAGCCUCCCCUGGCAGCACACUCCCAGGGUCCACAUCUGCUAGUAGCCUCCUUCAGGGUCUCAGCUUCAGCCUGCAAGAUAUCAGCAGCAAAACUCCUACCCUCCCAACUAGUGCUUCCCCAGGGCCAGCGACUCAGACCACCAGUGUGAAGUUGCCUACUCCUAUGCAGAGCCUGGGUGCCAUCACCACAGGCACUGGCACCAUUGUGCGUACCAUUCCUGUGGCCACCACUCUCUCCUCCUUGGGUGCCACUCCUGGCGGGAAGCCUACAGCCAUCCACCAAUUGCUGACCAAUGGGGGCCUUGCUAAAUUGGCCAGUAGCCUCCCUGGCCUGGCUCAGAUUUCUAAUCAAGCAGCAGGCUUAAAGGCCCCAACUACCAUUACAGUAACUCUGCGAGGACAACCCAGCCGUGUCACCACACUGAGCCCAAUGGGCACAGGAGCUGCCUCCCUAGAGGAGUCCACUUCUCAGGCUCUGCCUUCUACCCCACAGCGAUUGCCACCAGCUCCUUGAAGACCCAUGUGUAACAUUUCCAUUCUCAUCAUCUGUGAUGGCUGCCUUCCAAUAAGCCCACAGGCACUCAGAUUGCUUUGUGAUGUUGCCUGCCUUCUUGAAGACUUCUUUUGAGACUGUUGUCCUUGUUUGCCUGCUCAAUCUUCAAGGAUAGGCAUCUGAGUCUUAUAGAGCCUCUGGGCUAGGUAACCUCACUCUUCAGCAAAUGCAAUACCACCCUCUGGGAUCUGCAGAUUUUGGCCUCCAGGCCAUCUCCUCCUCCCUUUUCCUCCUUUGCCCUGACCCUAAUCCCCUUUAAGGCAGCAAAGAUCUAUACCAUUGGGGCUUGCCAUUUUGUAGGCAGAUUUACCACAUGGGAUUAGGAGCUUUGAUUCUCAAAGAGAAAAAAGCUUCUUCCCCUUUAGUAGGAUUACCAAGAGGAAAACAAACAAAAGGUGACAUCAUUAAGAAGUCCUGGCUUCCGUGAUAAGAUACUAGCCAAGCCAUUCAGGUGACAUCCAGGCUGGUCAUUAGCCCUUCCCAUCCACCAUGACUGAACCAUGAGUGCGAAUGCUGCAUUUUCGAGAUUGUUUAAUAAAGCUGUUUCUCUUUGAAGGGCUCUGUUGCCCUCUGUGGCAAGAUUGGGAGGAGGCUUUGUGUGUAAGGAUAAGAGGAGAGAGAGCCUAGCUUUCUGACCCUACAUGUGGUCACAAAGGCAAUACAACAGCUUUCUUCUCAGUACCUUAGGGUGUAGGGCAGUGAAUCCAACACAGCUCUUUGAGCUAGAAGUCAAACCAGGAUCCCUGAAGUCCUGAAGGCUCGUUUUCAAUCCAGUUAUAACGAAGGUGAUGAGAACUCAGCUAAGCCCUCUAGCCCCUUUUGACUCAACCCAUCUGUCUGCUAAGUAAGCAGCAGCAUCUGAAGGUGAGGAGAGUGCCCUCCAAGGCCCAUUUCAUUUCACUGUGUAUUGGUUACUUGCAGGAAAUAGAGGGCUAGUGAGUCAGGAAGCACUGUAGAGAAGGAAGUAAGUGAUAGAACAGUCUAAGGGAGCAGCAGGAGACAAGUUUAAUCAAAUUAUUUUAUUCUUGGGCUUAGCAUCCCGUUCAACUUUACUCAAACAUUGGUGUUUGUGUGAGUUGUGGGGACAGGCUAUUAAACCUCAGGAAUUAUUUGGUCAAAUGAAUCAGAAAAGGGAUUGUUACCAGAGGAUGACAAGAAGCCAAGCUGAUCUCUGCUACCUGGUGCUGUGGAGUUUAACCUAACAUGCCAAAUUCUGGACACCUCAUGGUGUAUGGGAGUCAGGAAUGCCGCUCCUUAUUUUCUGGGUGACUAUAUUUUUUAUCUCAUUUGGAAGUUGGAUAUUAUUAGCUCUAGAGAUAAUUAAGUAGUAAGUGAUGAUUAUCAGGUCCAGCGCAGUAAGGAGAAAUGUCUCUGGGGAAGUUUCAUGUUGGAAAUAGAGACCAUCUUCUUCCUAAUUAUUUGACAUUGGAAAGAGAUUUCGGUUUGAUAUCUUAUCUCCUCUUCUUCUCCAACCUCCCUAACAAAUUAAGGUGAACUUGGGAGUGAAGAGAACCAGGCUUUUGCUGCUCCAAUCAAGCAGCCCAACCUAGUUAUUUAGUGGUGGAGGAGUUUACAUCUACUGGUAUAUUAUGCCAGGUGGAGGAUGGUUUUUCUUGUGCCUCUGUGCCUAUUGGACUAAGAGCAUGAUCAACUCCACUAAAUUAGGGCUCUGCUUUUCCUUUGGAAAGGAGACCUCCAGAACAGUUCUCUGUUGACUCCUCAGUGCCACAGCACAUACAGAGGGCCCAUUCUUUUUCAGGUUGGUAGGUAGCAAGUAGGACCUGCAGUUUUGCUUACGUUUUGUUAAUCCUGUGGCUCACAGUGCUCUUUAGAUGUGAGGUUGCUAAACUCCUGAUAGCACUGAAAUGCUGAGUCCUACAGAAGGCAAAUUGUAGGAGCAUUUGAUGGGGAGGAGGCAGAAAUUCCAGGUAUACUUCUAUGGGAACAAAUAUAAAGCAGAAGAUUUAGUUGACAGUGAUCCAGACUACCUAGAAUUGACUUCUAAGCUAAUUAUCUACUCCAUUCAUGUCCCAGGAAAGAUCUAUAAAUUAUUGGAGACUGUUCCCUGACAUAUUAGGUUAGGGUACUGCUGGAGCCAAAAGGUUCAGUCAAAUGAUGAGCACCAGCCUGGACACUAGGGAAAACAAACUAAUACAUCAUUUAGUCUGAUUUGUCUGUACAUGUUUCUUGUUGCCAUAGCUUGAAAAAGAUAUGACAGAACUAGAGAAGAAUAUUAUAGAUUUGAUAAAAAAUUAAGUGGUUCUCCAGGUUGGAGAGCAAAGUUAAAAAUAUGGCAGUUGAAGUCUAUAAAAUUGUGAAGGGUGAAAAUGAAUUUGUUCUCCAGAAUUGUUAAAACUGAAAUGGAGCAAUAAAAACAAGUGCCCUUUAGCAUAACACAGUAAAUCUUGAGGAAUUUGUUACUGUCUGUAAAUGGUCCUAUUCACAUAUGUAAUUGAGGAUCAGGAAUAGUUUAGAUAAAUGCAUGGAAGAUAGAUCUGUUGUCAUUAAAGAAAAUAAGAAGUGCUUUGGAGGACUUCCCUCAACACUGAGGGACCAUCGUUAAGAAGAACAUGUACCCUGGCUGGAAAUGGGGCUGACCUGAUGUGGCAGUUCUUAUGUUCUAUUAACAAUAAACUGUGGCGUGCUGCUAACUUA
Messenger RNA from Antechinus flavipes (yellow-footed antechinus), 5594 nucleotides. It is a transcript of the gene KANSL3, whose product is annotated as KAT8 regulatory NSL complex subunit 3. The transcript is spliced from 22 exons. NCBI's taxonomy places the organism in Eukaryota, Metazoa, Chordata, Mammalia, Dasyuromorphia, Dasyuridae. The record is from RefSeq and is a predicted model, not a curated record. The coding region runs from base 162 to 2900 and encodes 912 amino acids. Gene Ontology annotation, cellular component: NSL complex. Gene Ontology annotation, biological process: positive regulation of transcription by RNA polymerase II.